Miscanthus lutarioriparius is the source of this 945-nucleotide messenger RNA. The record is from the annotation of a GenBank genome assembly. NCBI's taxonomy places the organism in Eukaryota, Viridiplantae, Streptophyta, Magnoliopsida, Poales, Poaceae.
AUGGCAACCGGGCAAAGCUCGACCCCAUCGUUCUUCAAUUUCCUAAAGGAAGGCCUGCUCCUCCCUAGCCACAACCGGACGCUCUUCGCAGCUGUCUUUACAAUUACCGCCGCCUCCACCUGUCUACUCCUCCUCGGCAACGACCUCGCCGUCCAGCCCCUCAGAGACGAGAUUGACCUCGACACAAAGGCGCUCAACAGCACCGAUCCCAGUAGCCCAGACUUCCUUCAACUCACCCGAAAGACCCAAGAUGACACCCGGGCUCUCUUGCUCACCAGAGCAGCCUAUUUUCUGUUUGGCGCCAUCACCAGAUCAGCAAUCCGGAUCGUCGUCCUCUUCGCCGCCGUCGCGACAUACUCCGGUGAGCUGCACACCUUCGGGUCGCUCCUUGGCAAAGUCAAGACGCAGCUGAAAGGCCCCGUGCUUACGCUCGCCGUCGUCUACGCACUGGAGGUCUCCUACGUCGCGCUUCUUGGUGCCAUGAUUGGGCUACUCAUGUGCCUCAUGACCAUGAAAUACUUUGUGUUGUUCUUUGUGGGGUCGCUGCUCGUCCUGGUUCCCUUCAUCUUCCUCGUGUACUUCUCCUUCCUCUGCUCCAUGAGCGUCGUCGUGGCAGUGGCCGAGCCCGGUUGCCAUGGCGCCGGCGCUCUUGGGCGGGCGUGGCGGCUGAUGAAGGGGAAACGCAGACGGGCCAUGCUUUUCAUUUCUGUGACUGCCGUGCUCUCCACUGCCUUGAACCCUGUCUACACUCUGGCCAAGAGAUGCGCACUUACUAGCAUGGCAGCAGGGUUGCUCCUGGGGUUUCUGUACAGCAUCUUGAAGGCCGCCGUGCAGGUGUUUGCAGCCUGCGCCAUGGCCGCAUUAUACUACGAGUGCAAGGGGAGCACCCAGGCAUCGGCGGUGGGGUACGUCAAGGUUUCUACCAAGGAGCAAAUUGAUGCUUGA